This is a messenger RNA of Puntigrus tetrazona (Sumatra barb), 3958 nucleotides long. RefSeq names its product protein arginine N-methyltransferase 8-B (gene prmt8a). The transcript has 10 exons. Gene Ontology annotation, cellular component: plasma membrane. The record is from RefSeq and is a predicted model, not a curated record. NCBI's taxonomy places the organism in Eukaryota, Metazoa, Chordata, Actinopteri, Cypriniformes, Cyprinidae. Gene Ontology annotation, molecular function: protein-arginine N-methyltransferase activity. Gene Ontology annotation, biological process: peptidyl-arginine methylation. The coding region runs from base 708 to 1940 and encodes 410 amino acids.
CAGCCGGUCAGAGGAUGGAGGCGAGCUGAAAACACGUCUCAUUGGCUCCCGCUGCUCCAUUUAAAGGAAUCCAACUGGUUUGUCCUUUAAGAUCGUUCAGCAUCUCGUAAGGGCAACUUUAAACGUUCGCUAUUAUCUGAAUGGGAGCGUGCGUUUUGGAAGAUCCGAUUUUGAGCCACUUUUCUAUACAGUCUACGUAAGAGAAGCUCAUCGAUGAUCGACGAACGAUUUAAGAGCAGCAAAAAGCAGUGUUUCUUGCCUCGCUGAAGUACCGGGCUGUGAUAAAGAGAAAGAUUUCCGGGGCGCGCGAAGGAUCUUUAAAGCGUUACUUAAAGGGACUUUAUUCCAGAUCUAAAGGAUGGAGAUAUAAAUGAUUAACACUUAUAUCGAUCGGCUGAUCUAAUAGCCUAUUACUCGAGUCGUGGAGCGAUGGGGCGCUUUUUUAUAAGUACAUGAUAUUUUCCCACGAUGUGGAGAGUUCGCCAUGCGCUCCUUUGGGAACCGCUGCUGUCGGUAACUUUUAUACCAUGGAUGCAGGAGGGCUGUCAACAAGUUUUAGGGCUCGUUUAUCUUCUGGAACGUGAUUCGAAUCGAUUCAGCGUUUGUGUGAGGCAAUUAGGCGAAGGCUGCGGGAUUUCUGAAGACUUUUGAGCAGGUUUUUGGCCAUUCAUUUAUCGCAGGAUCCGGAGAAGAUAUCGUCGGCUCUUAUGGGAAUUAAACACUCCUCCCGCUGUUUGCUCCUCAGGAGAAAAAUGGCGGAUGCGGAGAGCACUGAGCAACAGCCCCUGAGUGCCGCCCCAUCCCAGUCGGUCCAGCCAUCUCCUCUGCCCAAACCAGUAUCAUCGGUCCAUCAUGCCCAGAGGCCUACACACCCGUCCCACGCGCCUCACACCCCUCACUCAGCCAGCUUACCCAGCUGCCCCGGCAGAGGAAAGAUGGCCAAGUUCCUCAACCCCGACGAGAUGACCUCCAGGGAUUACUAUUUUGACUCGUACGCCCACUUCGGCAUUCAUGAGGAAAUGCUAAAGGACGAAGUGAGGACGUUGACAUACAGGAACUCCAUGUACCAUAACAAACACAUCUUCAAGGACAAGAUCGUGCUGGACGUGGGGAGUGGUACUGGCAUCCUCUCCAUGUUUGCUGCCAAGGCCGGAGCCAAGCACGUGUACGGGAUCGAAUGCUCAAGCAUAUCAGAAUACUCUGAGAAAAUCAUCAAGGCCAAUCACCUGGACAGUGUUAUAACCAUCUUUAAAGGGAAAGUGGAAGAGACAGAGCUGCCGGUAGAUCAGGUGGACAUUAUCAUCUCAGAGUGGAUGGGUUAUUGCCUUUUUUAUGAGUCCAUGCUCAACACGGUCAUCUACGCCAGAGAUAAAUGGCUGAAACCCGGAGGUCUGAUGUUCCCAGACAGGGCUGCUCUGUACGUGGUGGCCAUUGAAGACAGGCAGUACAAGGACUUCAAGAUUCACUGGUGGGAGAACGUUUAUGGUUUUGACAUGACCUGCAUCAGAAACGUAGCUAUGAAAGAACCACUGGUGGACAUCGUGGACUCAAAGCAAGUGGUAUCCAACGCAUGCCUGAUCAAGGAAGUGGACAUCUACACGGUGAAGCCAGAGGAGCUGUCCUUCACCUCCUCCUUCUGUCUGCAGGUCCAGAGGAACGAUUACGUCCACGCUCUGGUCACCUACUUCAAUAUUGAAUUCACCAAGUGUCAUAAAAAGACUGGCUUCUCCACAGCACCAGACGCCCCGUACACACACUGGAAGCAGACAGUGUUUUAUCUGGAGGAAUAUCUGACUGUGAAAAGAGGAGAGGAGAUAGUCGGCACCGUCAGCAUGAAGCCAAACGAGAAGAACGCACGUGAUCUGGAUUUUACCUUCGAGCUGGAUUUUAAAGGUCAGCUAUGCGAGGCCGCUAUCGCUCACGACUACAAGAUGCGCUAAGUGUCCAGCAGCGGCGAGAGACGGUUCGUGACGGCACUCAGAGAAGCAGAGGCAGGGGCCGCCCCGGAUCACGGCUACAGCCCUGCUGCUGGAAAAAGACGGAAACGGAGAGAAAGACCAGCACACAAGUUGUUAUCUCUGGGAGUCUUGCCAACGUUUUUGGAGCGGGGUGGCACUUCUAGCAAUAGCGGCCUUGCCUUCGCCGACUCUAGCCUGCACUAGUACGCCAUCUCUCCGACCCGACUGUUCUGGGGCCAGCUGACUACACCCCGCUGCAAACAAAAGAAUGUCAUGCUCUUAUGAAUGUUAAGUGUUAGUGUACGGUUACUUUGCUUUUGCAUUAGGAGCGUGGGAUGAGAUAAUUACUAUUGAAGGUUGUGCUUCCACGUCCCAGGCAUUAAAAUAUCUCAGUUUAAUAUUAGAUUGUGAUAAUUCAUUUGCUGGACUUUUCAAACUAUUUCUCAAUGCAGUAAAGUAAGAGAUAUCAUAGAUUUAAAUCAGGUUUUAACGAAACCCAGGUCAUUUUCAGAAAAUAGUACUUUUUAUUUUGCGCUAAAAAUAAUUCACUGCUUACUUAAAUAUCAUCGGCCAACGCUAAGAACAAUAGGUUAUUUUUUCUGUAAAGCAUUAAUAAUGUUUUUUUGUGUGUGGUUUUUUUGUUGGCAAAUACAACUGAUGCUUUAAGAAACUAAUAUAAAUAAAUACAUAAAUAUUGAGUCUAUUAAAAUAAUAAGUCUAUUAAAAAAAAAUGUGAUUGUGAUUUUUAAUGGCCAAAAAAUUUGAUUUUUAAUCACCAAAAUAUUUUACCAAAAAGAUCAAUUAUGUUUAAUUGCCAUGGAAUCAUUUCUUUUUAUUUAUUUUUUUAACUGAUCAAUUAUAUAUAGACCACAGAAGUAUAUUUGAAUUUCGAUUAAAGCUACAUUUUAUAUAUUGAUAUGAAUGGGGGGCAUCCGAAUUGGAAUCAAAUUGCAUGACAGUUUCAUACUGCUAUAAAAAAAAAAAAACUUAUAUAAAAUAUCAUUUAUGUUUUAUUUUAAAAGGUACGUGAAUUACACACCAAAUGCAAUCAAAUCAUUAGGUUCUGCAUCCUAUUAACUAUAUAUAAUACAUAGAGAAAAGUCCACCAAUUAUAAAAUGUAAGAUCUGGGGCAUCGCUAACGGUUCUAAACCAAUAAAUAAAUAAAUAAUCGAUAUUAAAAAAGACAAAAGAGUGACUGCAAUACAGCGACGUGAUAAAAAAAAAUGUUUUCUAGUAACUUUAUGAGACUGCAAUAUUUAGUGUUAGUAUUACGUAUGAUUCUAUGCGUGUGAAAUUACAUUUCCACUUACAUGAUAGAAAGAUGGAAGAAAAGAUGAAAACAGAAAAAGAGAAACAACACAUGAUACAUAUCAAAAUAUAGACGGCGUGUAGGUUCAGUCUGCGGUGAGAUCUUGAUAAGCCGGACUCAGAUGGCACCUGCUGCUCUUCACCUGUGCUCUUAUUCGAGUCUUUGCCAAGGCCAUGACUGGGACCGUCCCAGUCCAUCUGUGACCCCCAAGUCACAGCUGACUGUACUGUUCAAGUCCUCACCAAAGACAUUCGGUUCACAUGCAAAGCACAUUGUUCGUUAUGCGAUAUAUUAAUUGUCCAUAGUUUGUUUUUACUAUAGGUAUUUAUCUGAUUCCUCUGUGAAAUAUUGUGCAAUAUUGGGAAGUGUGAAUAACUACAGUAUGUUCUCUGUGCAAGGAAUGUUUUCCUCAUCCAUUAUGGUAUUUUAUGGGUGUUUGGUAUUGGAAUUUGUUUAAAAACUUGAUUAUUCUGCCAUGAUUUGAGCAUCUGUCAACAUAACGGUAAAUAAAAUAGUAAUUAAAACUAGGUAAAAUGUUUAUAGGUGUACAAUAGCAUGCCUUUGAAAGCGUUUGUGGCUGUUAAAGAAAUAAAGACAUGUUGCUGUUGUGAUAAAAACAUGAAAGUGAAACAAAAAAGACUUGUUGGUGAUGUAAGCUGGUAAAGCAAAUAAAAGUCAUUUGUUCGUCAA